UCUGCUCAUCACCUGCAGGUCACCUCUCCUCCACCUCUCCUCCAUCUCUCAUCAUGUAUGCCGCUUUCACCCGCCGGAGCAGUCGCUCCAGCUCCAGCAGCACCUCCAGAGUCAGCGUGAGCGGCGCUUCAUUCCGGAGGCGCGCGCCCAGCGUGUACGGGGGCGCGGGAGGGUUCGGGACCCGCAUCUCGGAGCCAGUCUUCACCUCCGGGUCGCUGACCCAGUACAGCGAGUCUGUGAGCAGCAACGAGAAGUGGACCAUGCAGAACCUCAACGACCGCUUGGCCAACUACCUGGAGACGGUGCGUACGCUGGAGGCCUCCAACAGGAAGUUGGAGCUGCAGAUCGGAGAGUUCAAGAACAAGAGAGCUGUUUCUGUCUCCCAAGACUUCACCGGCUACUUCGCUGCCAUCACUAAACUCAGAGCUGAGAUCAUGCAGCGGCAUUCAGAGAAUCAACGUUUGAUCCUGCAGGUUGACAAUGCUCAACUGGCUAUAGAUGACUUCAGAAUGAAGUAUGAGAUAGAGCUGAACAUGUGUGUGAUGGUGGCGGCCGACGUGUUGCGUAUCCGAGGAAUCAGGGACGGACUGACUCUUAAUAUCAGUGACCUGGAGAUACAGAUAGAAGGUCUGAAAGAGGAGCUGGUGAUCACUCAGAACAACCAACAGGAGGAUCUGCGUCAGCUGAGGAUCCAGCAUACUGGCACCGUUAAUGUAGGGAUUAACUGCCCAGAGCCUGUGGACCUGUGCAAGGUCCUGCAGGAGAUGAGGGAGCAGUAUGAAGCUGUGGUGGUGAAGAGCAAGAAGGAGCUUGAGAAAUGGUUCCUAUCUAAGGUCGAUAGUCUCCAGAUGCAAAUUGUGACAUGUUCCCAAGAGGUGAAGACAUUUGAGACGGAGCUGUCAGAGAUAAAGAGGACCAAACAGAGUUUGGAGAUAAGUCGUCAGAGCAGCUUCACAGAGAUUCAGUUCCUCGAGCAGAAUAUGGUAGAAGCGAAGAGUCGAUACAGUGUUCAGCUCAGCCAGCUGCAGCUGACCAUCAACACGCUGGAGACUGAGCUGCAGCAGCUGAGAGUCUCCGUGGAGCAGCAGCAAGCUGACUACAAACUGCUGCUGGACAUCAAGAUGAGGCUGGAGAUGGAGAUCGCUGAGUACAGGAGGCUGCUGGAUGGACAGCUGUCUGUGGUCGUCACCGAGAUUGUGGAAAAGGAAGUGGAAGAGUACAAACCCCACAUUGAGAGGAGAGUGAAGACCAUCGUGCAAGAGGUUGUUGAUGGAAAGGUGGUGUCCUCCACCGUUGACACCCAAGUGGAGGAAAUUCACCAACUUACUUCUGGUGCCACUAAACAUUUGAUUUGAUUCUUACUAAAUAAAUGAUUCACUAGAGUCAGCGGUUAACGUGUAACUUCAAGUUAUAAGAUACAUAGAUUGUUUUUAAGGGGGGUUACCUAUAUUUCAUUUUCUUCUUUCUUCUUCUUCUAUAGCAAUGUUGCAGCAAGUGAUGAUGCUUGGCCAUUCCCAUUUUUACAGAUGCUUACUCUGUUGAGAGACGUAAAUACGAUUUAAAAGGCCCGAAAGCAAAGAUUAAGAUGCGUUUUUCUUGAUCACAAACAUGUAUUUAAAUCCAGAGAGGUUGAUUGUAGUUUGAAAAUGGGAAUGGCCAAAUAACAAAUACUUGUAAAAGGGUUACAAGAUUCAAGCACGUUUCAGACCAUGUAAAGAAAAUAACAAAACAAUCCAUAAUGUUUUUGUUGUGUGUCUCCUGUAGUUUCUCUGCGCAGACAACCUGCCGAAAAUCCUGACCAAAAUAAAGCCAAAUCAGGCAUUGAUUCUUA
This is a messenger RNA of Cyclopterus lumpus (lumpfish), 1831 nucleotides long. RefSeq names its product keratin, type I cytoskeletal 20-like. The record is from RefSeq and is a predicted model, not a curated record. The transcript has 9 exons. Gene Ontology annotation, molecular function: structural molecule activity. Lineage: Eukaryota; Metazoa; Chordata; Actinopteri; Perciformes; Cyclopteridae. The coding region runs from base 54 to 1355 and encodes 433 amino acids.